Molecule: messenger RNA, 846 nt
Organism: Lathyrus sativus (Indian pea)
Lineage: Eukaryota; Viridiplantae; Streptophyta; Magnoliopsida; Fabales; Fabaceae
Source: the annotation of a GenBank genome assembly
AUGGCUUCAGCUACAUCUUCUCUAUGCUCAUCUACCCUCCAAUCCCAGAUCAAUGGACUCUCCCUUCGCAGAACUUCUCUUCUCCAUUCCCCUUCUCUCACUUUCUCUAGGAGAAAAUUUUCAACCGUGGUUAAAGCUUCAUCUCGUGUGGACAAGUUUUCAAAAAGCGAUAUCAUUGUUUCUCCAUCUAUUCUUUCCGCUAACUUUGCAAAAUUGGGAGAACAGGUAAAAGCAGUGGAGUUGGCUGGUUGUGAUUGGAUUCAUAUUGAUGUUAUGGACGGUCGCUUUGUUCCAAACAUUACAAUUGGACCUCUUGUGGUUGAUGCAUUACGCCCUGUGACAGAUUUACCUUUGGAUGUACACCUGAUGAUUGUAGAACCAGACCAGCGGGUGCCAGAUUUCAUCAAAGCAGGAGCUGACAUAAUCAGUGUUCAUUGUGAACAAUCUUCCACUAUCCAUUUGCAUCGUGCUGUUAAUCAAGUGAAAAGCCUGGGAGCUAAAGCUGGAGUUGUCCUAAACCCUGGUACCCCACUAAGUGCGAUAGAAUACGUUCUUGAUGUGGUUGAUUUGGUCUUAAUUAUGUCUGUAAACCCUGGCUUUGGCGGCCAAAGUUUUAUUGAGAGUCAAGUAAAGAAAAUUUCUGAGUUGAGAAGAUUGUGCGUGGAGAAGGGUGUGAAUCCAUGGAUUGAAGUCGAUGGUGGGGUUACCCCAGCAAAUGCUUACAAGGUGAUUGAGGCUGGAGCUAAUGCACUAGUUGCUGGUUCUGCUGUGUUUGGAGCUAAAGAUUAUGCUGAAGCUAUAAAAGGGAUCAAAGCUAGCAAAAGACCUGAACCAGUUGCUGUGUGA